AUGGGUUCGACCUUCGUAUCACCACGCGCAGUAGGCGCGCCUGGGAUCCCAUAUUACACCCCAAUUAAUAACCCAGGAGCAGCCAUCGACCCUGGCCCUCACACACCAACUCUCUUCCAACCACUCAAGAUUCGCAAUUUUACCCUCAAAAACCGCAUCAUUGUUGCACCAAUGUGUAUGGCCUCCUCUGAGGCUGACCCAGAAUCCGACGAUGUCGGCACGUUAACCGAUUUCCACAUUGCACACCUUGGCCAUUUCGCCACAAAAUGUGUGGGGCUAGUGAUGAUCGAAGCUACAGCCGUACAGCCCAAUGGCAGGAUCUCAUCAAAUGACUCUGGCUUGUGGCAAGGUACGAAUUCCAGUCAAUUUAGAGCGCUGCGUCGCGUUGCGGAUAUUGUUCAUAGCCAGGGCGCGAAACUUGGAAUACAACUUGCGCAUGCUGGACGAAAAGGUCGUGUCGUUACACCUUGGGUUGGUGGACGUGGUGCUGUUAAGGCGUAUAAGAGCGCUUGGGGGUGGCCUGAUGAUGUCAUUGCUCCUUCUUGUGGAGAAGAGUUCAAAUGGUCACCCGGUGAGACGAGCUACUGGGCGCCGAGGGAUCUGAGCGUGGCUGAGAUCGCGGAGGUUGUUGCAGCAUUUGCAAGGAGGGCAAGUACAGCUGUGGAUGCUGGAGUAGACGUGAUUGAAGUUCACGGUGCGCAUGGGUAUCUGCUUCGUCAGUUCCUCAGUCCGAUUACGAACCGCCGGGAUGACAAGUAUGGGGGCAGUUUCGAGAAUCGGUGUCGUAUUGUACGCGGGGUUACGACUGCUGUCAGAGCGGAGAUUGGGAGUGAAGUGCCACUAUUUCUUCGCAUUAGUGGGACGGAGUGGCUUGAAGGUAACUCUGUAGCAGCGGAGAAUGGGACCUGGGACUUGUUAUUGUCAAUGAAGCUUGCCAGGCUCCUGCCGGAGUUUGGAGUCGAUUUAGUCGAUGUUAGCUCGGGUGGGAAUCAUCAUGAACAAAGUAUUCAACCUCAUGGAAACUAUCAAGUGGAUCUUGCAGGGGAGAUUCGCAAAGCGGUUCGCGCGGCGGGACAGAAGACUUUUGUGGGUGCAGUUGGGCUAAUACGAGACCCUGAAGCGGCUCGUGAUAUAGUACAAGGUACAAAUGAUGAGACAAACUCAACAGGAGAACCUAAUGGAGAUGUCGUUUUAAUCGCCCGAGAGUUCUUGCGCGAGCCAAAUUGGGUCUUUUUGGCAGCAAAGAAGCUGGAUGUAAAAGUAUCACUAACAUGGCAAUUUGGUCGGGGUCUACUAUAA
Molecule: messenger RNA, 1299 nt
Organism: Penicillium malachiteum
Lineage: Eukaryota; Fungi; Ascomycota; Eurotiomycetes; Eurotiales; Aspergillaceae
Product: NADH:flavin oxidoreductase/NADH oxidase
Exons: 1
Coding region: 1-1299 (432 amino acids)
Cellular component (GO): intracellular anatomical structure
Molecular function (GO): NADPH dehydrogenase activity; NADP binding; FMN binding
Source: RefSeq, a predicted model, not a curated record